UAUAAGAGUUUUAUGCUCUUAGGACACUUUCUGAACCUUGUUCCCCAGGCCUCCUCUGGGAGGAAACGCCAUCUGAGCCAGGAGGGGUGAAUACAUUCUGGAACUUGUGCAGUCCCAAUGGGUGGUCAGCUGGGAAGGGGCUGGCCCGCAGCAGCGGCAGCAGCUGUGGUUUGGGGAUCUCAAGGGCUGGGCAGUGACAAGAGAGGAAACCGAGGGUCCUAGAGGCAGAACUUGUGUUCUUUCUCCUCUGCUCUCCAAGAUGAGGGUCGCGACCUCAGUUUCCCCGCUGUUCAGUGAGUGAGAAGAGAUUUGUGGUGCAGUUACAAUGAGGUGGAGUUUUAAUGAAUGCUGUGUGGAAGGCACCUGCGUCCGGCUGGGAGAAGGGCUCAGUUACAGGCCGUUGGGAGAAGACCUCAGUUACAGGCCGUUGGUUUUCAGACUGUCCAGUUUUAUUGACCCUGGCCCUGGGACCGUCCUCGGCUCUCUCCUGAGCAUAGCUGCUCUGGGGUUUCCCGAGUCUGUGGGCAGGGAACUCUGAAGGACCCUGGGCAGGGUCAGAUGACAAACCCCUUCCUGGCCUGGGUUCCCUCAGUUGACACCUAACUUGUGAGGGCCACCAGAGCACAGGAUGGCUUGAUCAGGAGGGCAGGCAGUCAUGACAAGGGUGUUAUCUGUUUUGUUGAGGUCAUUUGCUGCUCCUCUUCCUUCCUGACUCUCUGGCACCAAAUGUCACCCAGUGCCUGGUCCUCAUCGUUCAAAAUGUUCUUAGAGAAGUGACGGUCCUUUCCUUUGAGUAGCUGGGCUGUGCCAUCAGCUUGUGUGCCUCAGGCUGUCUAGGCUAGUUGGGCCACCAUCUGGUUUCUCCCACUUCUGCGAUAGAGCUGAAGGUGCUUGGGAGCCCCUUCCGGCUGCCUGGGCCUGUAUCACACCCUUUCCAGAGCAGGUCUCUGGGGGUCCAGCCCACAUUGUGAGGCUAGUCAGCUGCUGAAUGUCCCAUUGCUGUGACUCUUUGGGUGGGCACUUCUGUGAGGCAAUGAAAAAGUCAUCAAGAGCGGGAAGGGUUUUAACUGCUGGCACGAGGAGAUGGGACAGAUAGUACUGUUAAAACUAAAACGAGAGGUCUUUCCUUUCAAGUCCUCAUUUCUCCCUGGAGCAGCACUUGUGUGGAGACUAAUCCAGACUCUGCUAGCUUCAGGGGUGAGGCCCUGGGCAAGUUACCUGACAUCUCUUGGGACCUGCCCAGUGUCAGCCAAGUCUUGUGCCUCUCUAGGUGGUUGUGCACUAUGUAGGAGCCCAACAAGGAGAAGACAUUUGAAGCAGGGAUGUUCCUAGAGUCCCAUGUUGGAGUUGGAGUGGCUGGCAUGUGACCUGAAACUGGAGUGCCAGACUGCCUUGCCCUGUUGCCAAGCCCGGCCGCCCCGCCUCGCUCUCCACCAUGAACGAGCCCACCGUGCAGCCGUCCCGCACAUCCUCCGCACCCGCCUCGCCGGCAUCCCCACGCGGCUGGAGCGACUUCUGCGAGCAGCACGCAGCAGCGGCGGCCCGGGAGCUGGCCCGCCAGUACUGGUUGUUUGCGCGCGCGCACCCACAGCCGCCGCGCGCGGACCUGGUGUCGCUGCAGUUCGCGGAGCUCUUCCAGCGCCACUUCUGCCGGGAGGUGCGCGAGAGCCUCGCAGGACCGCCGGGUCACGACUACCGCGCCACUGCUCCGCCCCGCCCCGCGCUGCCCAAGGCACGCAGCUCCGAGGACCUGGGCCCGCGGCCCGCCUGUGCCCUGCAGCACCUGCGCCGCGGCCUGCGCCAGCUCUUCCGCCGCCGCUCGGCAGGGGAGCUGCCCGGGGCUACCAGUGACACCAAUGACAUCGACACCACCGCAGCCAGCAGGCCGGGCCCGGCCCGCAAGUUGCUACCCUGGGGCCUGCGAGAGCCGCCCACUGAGGCGCUCAAGGAGGUCGUAUUGCGCUAUAGCCUGGCGGACGAGGCAGCAAUGGACAGCGGCGCACGCUGGCAGCGGGGUCGCCUGGUGCUUCGGUCUCCAGGUCCGGGCCACAGCCACUUUCUGCAGCUCUUCGAUCCGCCCAAGAGCUCAAAGCCCAAGCUCCAAGAGGCCUGUUCCAGCAUCCGGGAGGUCCGACCAUGUACACGCCUGGAGAUGCCUGACAACCUCUACACCUUUGUGUUGAAGGUGCAGGACCAGACAGACAUCAUCUUUGAGGUGGGAGAUGAACAGCAGCUGAACUCAUGGCUGGCAGAGCUCAGGGCAAGCACAGGCCUUGGGCUGGAGCACCCGGACACCGAGUUACCUCUUUCCUUAGCGGCAGAGCCUGGCCCAGCUAGAUCCCCAAGGGGAAGCACUGACUCCCUGGACCAAGGUGCUUCACCUGGGGUGUUGCUGGACCCAGCCUGCCAGAAAACAGAUCACUUCCUAUCCUGCUACCCCUGGUUCCACGGCCCCAUCUCCAGGGUGAGGGCUGCACAGCUGGUCCAGCUCCAGGGCCCUGAUGCCCACGGCGUGUUCCUGGUGCGGCAGAGUGAGUCCCGGAGAGGAGAGUAUGUACUCACAUUCAACUUACAGGGCAGAGCCAAGCACUUACGCCUGGUGCUCACAGAGCGUGGACAGUGCCGGGUGCAACACCUGCACUUCCCCUCGGUGGUAGAUAUGCUCCGCCACUUCCAGCGUUCUCCUAUCCCACUGGAAUGUGGAGCAGCUUGUGACGUCCGACUCUCUGGCUAUGUGGUAGUCCUCUCUCAGGCACCAGGUUCCUCCAACACCGUCCUCUUCCCUUUUUCCCUUCCUCACUGGGAUUCGGAGCUGGGUCAUCCCCACCUCAGCUCUGUUGGCUGUCCCCCCAGCCAUGGUGCAGAGGCUCUCCCUGGCCAAGUGACACCACCUGAGCAGAUCUUCCACCUGGUGCCUUCUCCUGAGGAACUGGCCAACAGUCUGCGGCAGCUGGAGCUCGAGUCUGUGAGCAGUGCCCGGGACUCGGACUAUGACAUGGACUCCUCUUCACGGGGCCACCUUCGGGCCAUUGACAACCAGUACACCCCUCUCUCACAGCUGUGCAGAGAGGCAGACGUGUGAAUGGAACCAUUUUCCUCCCCUCCAGAGAACUAUAGGCUGCUGUCAGCCUUCCCCAGCUCAGAUGUGCCCCGCUUCCAACACACACAAGGCUGUCACAGGCUUCCUGUCAGCCAGAGCUAGCCCCCGGCUUUCUCCCACUGUUUACAGAUGUAGUUCUUGUGCACAGGUGCCACUAGCUGGUACCCUAGGCCUAGUCCCCAACCCAAAAGGAGGUGGGGCUACAGGCCCAGAGCUGGCAGUGGAAACUGACAGAGCUGAUGACAGACUUCUUACCAGGCAGGGUCAUCGGGAAGCACAAAACACUAACAGUCCCUGGAUUCUCACAUGGUGUCCUUCCCUGUAGCUUCAGAUCUGUGGCAAGUCCUCAUGGGUUCCAUGCCACAGGCGAUGGAUGCUUCAUGAUCCUGCUCCUACUCUUAGCUUUACGACAGAAGCUCUGCCAGAGGGACAAGCUUAAAGAUCAAAAUUGAUUUAAACAUUUUACCUCAGAGUACUUUUUUUUGUUUUGUUUUAAAGGAUUCAGGUUUCCAUUUAAUAUUAAAGCUUAUUCACUGCACUGCCCUACUAGGACCCCCCUGUCACUCUGAAGUCGGGGGCAGCGAAGCACCCCUGGUUCGCUUACCCUGAGCCAAGCUAGCAUGCUAGUGUCCUUGUCUGCUCCCUCAGGACAGUUGCCUGCUGUGGGGUAGCCACUGUCCUCCCUAAUGUAGAGAAUGAAGUGUGUCACCCUUUCAGGGAAAACCAGGCAGCUUGCAGAGAGGAGGGUGGCAAGGGACAUUCCACUCCAGUGCCUUAUGCAUUAACAAAAAGGACUCUGGGUUACAGCAGCUUUACAGAGGCUGGGAGGUACAGGUGGGCGAAGGGCUUGAGGUCAUCUUUAUACCCUCUACCCCUGAGGUUGGCUCCUCUGUGAGCCAAAAAAGGAGCUGGCACUGUGUUGUGUAGAAGCUCUGUCCCAGGUGGCAGCAGGGUCCCCAUCCAUACAAUCUCUCCAUCCAGACAGUGCCAAUACUGUGAUUGUUCCUAAGGGACAGGAUCACAGGGAGUGGGUAGUGCUUGCAGCAGCAGUGGCUUUAGAGAACCACAACUUAACUCCUAGACAUGUUCCAGGGCAAACAUUCCGCUGCCCUGCUGAAGCCAGCAGUACUGACCUCCUCCUCUGGUUACUCUGUACUCUGCAGGGGUGUGGGCUUUGGGGAGGGAAGCAGCUGCACCUCCUCUUGAACACUCCCCAUUGUGUUCACGGACCGAGGUGGGUCCAACACAGGUGCAGAUUCGUGUUCCAUCUUUAAGGUAACUUGCUUUCCUUCACUGCAUAGAAGGUAUGAACCAAAGAUAUAAGCAAUAUCCAACCAGUGGUCCAGAUUCGCCUCUAAUCUACAUAGGAUGGGUGCACAGCUGUAUCCCUUCACCUGGCAGAAGCUAAACUAACUUCAAACUUGGGGCACUUGUUUCCCCUGGGCCUUCAGAAGAGAGACUUGCCCGACGCUGUAAACCAGCACCUCCACCCCCACUGUGGACAGCUUCCUUUCAAGAAGUGUCUAAGAUAACAGAAAACAUAAGGCAAAAAGGUAUUCUCGUGACUGUGGGACAGAGUGACAACACUAAGCCAACACCUUUCCUUUCUGCUAGAGUAGGUCCAGUUGGCUGAAGGGGACGGGCAGGUUUGCGAAGCUCCAGGCCAGAUGCCCUCCCAGUGUGUUGGCACCAGGCACCGUUCCCACCCCAGCAGUCUUUACUGGCCACCACUGGCUCGACAGUCCCCGUACCCUUGCUUCCUUCUCCUGAGUACUCAACUACAAACUAAAAGUCACCAGCACCAAAGAGUUGGGUCAACUAACCUGCCUUGACUUUACCAGCAAUCCAUAUGGCUUUAUCUGUAUAAAUCUUCUGCCUCUGAUCAUUUCUGGAUGGUGUAGGAGAAAGGAAUAGGGAUCAUUACAAUCUCGGGCCACACAACACUAUCUUUACCUAAGUUUCUUAAAGUAAGGCUUCACCCCUUCCCUGAGGGCUCAGUCUCUUGUUUAAUAUUACCUUGGUGCAAACACCAAGUGAUAAACUGUCACCCACUGCCUCCUAGUGAAGACACAUCUAAUGGCCAGUGUGUGGCCGGAAUAAGCAGCAUUGUCACCACAGAAACAGGGAAUCUCAUCUUCUAUCAUUACAGCAGAAGGUAUUUGGCAAAUCUUCGUUUUAUGUACUGUAUGAGUAACUUAUUCUUGAAUAAUGCAAAUUUUGCUACAAUGUACAAAUUGCUGUAUGUCAAUUAAAAAGGUUUCCAGUAUUACAA
Messenger RNA from Mus musculus (house mouse), 5372 nucleotides. RefSeq names its product SH2B adaptor protein 3 (gene Sh2b3). The record is from RefSeq and is a predicted model, not a curated record. Gene Ontology annotation, biological process: signal transduction; negative regulation of response to cytokine stimulus; erythrocyte development. Bases 1436 to 3082 code for a protein of 548 amino acids. The transcript is spliced from 9 exons. Gene Ontology annotation, molecular function: signaling adaptor activity. Lineage: Eukaryota; Metazoa; Chordata; Mammalia; Rodentia; Muridae.